GAAAAGAAAAAAAAAAAUCAUUUCUCUCUGUGUGAGCAAGCGGGAGAAAGACUGAAAGAGGGGAACUGAAAAAUCCGUAAAGGAAAACCCUAGGCUAGGCAACUUGGUUACAGGUUCAUAAUACAUGAUGCCGACUCAUCGUAUACCAAGCAAACGAGGAAGAUUAGAAGCCUAUUACAACCUUAUACCCAGAGUAGAUUGAUCAGAAAGUGUUGCUGUUGUGCCAAAUGUUGAACUCAAUGAAGUAGUUGUUGAUGCAGAUGCAGUUGAACCCAAAGUUUUGCACACCCAGAGAACUGGAAUAGUAGAAGACAGACCUGAAGGGAUGGAAGUUACUCCAUUAGAACGUGAUCCAGGGUUAAGAAUUCCAGUAAUGCAACAUCCUGUUAACAAGCGUGACGAAGUUCGGCGAGCAUAUUUAUUGUUGGGACCUUAUCAGCCGAGAUUAAAUUAUCCCCGCUCUAAAUUCGGAACGCAAAACCGUGGGUUUAAUUUUAGUUGGUUCGCGCUACACCCUUGGUUGGAGUAUUCACCUUCUAAAGAUGCUGCAUAUUGUUUUCAUUGUUAUCUUUUUGAAUCAGAUCCACCAAAACACUCAGCAUUCACCAGUGAAGGUUUCAAAAGAUGGUGUUCAGUUCGCAAUGGAUCAGCAUGUGCAUUUCUAAAACACUCUGGAAAUGUUGAUUCUGGACACUCUAUUGCCUAAGGAAAUUCUGAAGCUUUGAAGAAUUCAGCUCAACGAAUAACUAAUUUGGUAAAGAAACAAUCAGUAGAGGCUGUAAAGAGACAUAGGUUGCGUCUCAAGACAACCAUUGACUGUUUAAGAUGGCUUGCGUGUCAACAAUGUGCUUUCAGAGGUCACAAUGAGUCAAAAGGUUCAAGGAAUCGUGGGAAUUUUAUUGAAUUGAUUAAGUAUUCAGCAUCACUUAAUAAAGAUGUAAAUGCAGUCGUCUUGGAGAAUGCUGAUGGAAAUGCCAAUUAUACUUCACCCAAGAUUCAAAAGGAGAUCUUGAAUAUUAUAUCUAACAGAGUUAGAAGCAAGAUUCGCGAGGAAAUUGGAAAUGCCAAGUGUUGUAUCCUUGUUGAUGAGUCGCGGGAUGCUUCCAAGAAAGAGCAAAUGGUGAUUGUUUUAAGGUAUGUGGAUAUUGAUGGUUAUGUUCAAGAAAGGUUUUUCGAUAUACAACGUGUUGACGAUACUUGUGCUUUAACUCUGAAAAAUGGAAUAACAAAAAUUCUUAAUUAUUAUGAUCUUCAAGUUGAAAACAUGUGAGGGCAGGGGUAUGAUGGCGCUAGUAAUAUGCGUGGUCAGUGGAAUGGCUUACAAGCCUUGUUUCGUAAGGAAUGUAAAUAUGCAUAUUAUGUUCAUUGUUUUGCGCAUCGCCUUCAGCUAGCACUUGCGAAAACUGCUGAAACUUUGGGUCCAGUUUGGAAAUUCUAUUCUAUGUUAUCAUCAAUUGUCAAUCUUGUUACAUCUUCUUCACAUCGGUUUGGUGAUUUUCAGUCUGCUCAAGAAGAUGAGAUUGCCAAAAGGUUAGCUAGUGGUGAACUUGAGACAGGGAAAGGGGCAAACCAAAUAGGUACUUUGCCACCUGCUACUGAUACCCGUUGGAGUUCCCAUUAUGGUUCCGUAUGCAGUUUGAUAGAUAAGUUCGAAGCAAGCACAACUAUUGACCAUAUUGGCGCAAGUGAUCCCAAAGUGACUCCUAAAGUUGGUGAAGCACAAAGUAUUUCUGAAGAAAUGAGAUCAUUCAGGUUUGUCUUUGUCUUGCAUUUGAUGUUUAAGAUUAUGGGAAUUACUGAAAUAUUAUGCCAAGGUCUUCAAAAGAAAACACAAGACAUAGUAAAUGCAAUGGCUCUAGUCUCAAACAGAAAAGUUUUACUUAGAGAAUUAAAAGAAGAGGGAUGGGAAAAUUUUAUUACAACUGUUGUUAAAUUUUGUGGUGCACAUGGUGUUGAAACACCUAAUAUGGAGGCUCGCUAUAUGAUGGGUACAGGUCGUUCUUGUCAGCAACGUGAUAAUAUCACAGUAGAUCACCAUUAUCGUGUAGAUAUAUUUACUGCUACAAUUGAUUUUCAGUUGUCAGAGUUAGAUCAUAGGUUUCCAGAGGACACAAUGGAACUACUCAUUCUUAGCUCGUGCUUGGAUCCUCGGGAUUCUUUUAAGUCAUUCGAUGUUGACAGUCUUUGUAGUCUUGCUAAGAAGUUUUAUCCUCUAGAUUUCAGUCGGCAAGAGGUACAAGAAGGCAGAAGCUUACCCUAUGAUUGACAGAUUGAUUCAUAUUGUACUUACUCUCCCUGUUUCCUCGGCACCUGCAGAACGAUUUUUCUCAAUAAUGAAAUUGGUUAAAUCGUCUACUCGCAACAAAAUGGAACAAGAUUUUCUUAGGGAUUGCAUGAUGCUCUACAUCGAACAAGACAUUGCAGGAGCUAUUACUACCGAUUCAAUCAUAGAUGAGUUUGAUGAUUUACACAAUCGUAGGGUACAACUUAAGUACUAGUCAUGGGUUGAUAAUAAUCACUUUUUGGUAAAUAUAAAUGCGGGUUGGUGAUAUUUUUUGGUAAAACAUUUUGUAUAUUUGGAAGAAUUGAUAUGAUAUAUAUAUGUAUGAUAAAGAAAACCCUUUAAUUGGAUACAUGGUCUUUUAUGGUCUCACUAUAUUUAUACAUUGUUACUUCUUACUAACAAGUGCAGGUUACUAUAUCAUUCAUUAGCAAUGGCAAGGCUAAGCAUUUUAAUCGGGUAAAUCGUUGAAAUGUCAUAUAGGUUGAUUAGGCAAUUAUUAUAAUUCAUUUGCUAGUCGUGUUGUCUUGAUUGAAUUGUUUCCCAGGAGGAAACAAAACGACCAGAGGUACAUUAGGGAGCUGCUGCGCCAGGUCAGGUGGAAGGAAAACUCAACUUCCCGAAACUAAGGGUUUAAUAGCCAAUUUUGGCAUAUAUAUAUAUAUAUAUAUAUAUAUAUAUAUAGGUGUGCAUCGACGAAGACUCUGUAUAGUGUAUGUCUAUGGUCGAAAGCAAAUGUCGUGCUGGAAUACACAAAGAGGUCCGUUUAUUGAGAAUUUGUGUAUUACAAUCCCAGAACACGCCAGCAUCUUACUCACAGACAUCAACACAAUAAGGCCGGUUACAGACUUCCAAUUCUUCCAUUCGACCCUCUCCUUAAUCAUGUAUUUCCAUCGCAGCUUUCACCUGGCAGUAGGUCAAGUGCCAGUUUCCUAGCCUCAGGUCCAGCAGACUGCCUCAGUCGCUCAACAACAGCUGAUGCCUCCGAACUUGCAACAAGGUGUCUCUGGGCCUGCUGGUAUUCACCAGAAGCAGCAAUUGCAUCAGCCUCCACGCCAAUCCUCUUCUUAGAUAGCUCAGGUCCCGUCUCGGCAAACACAAGCUUUACAAGCUAGCCUUCAGUCAUCAAAACAAGCAUUCUCUCAGCCACAACAGAAGUUAUAUAUGAUGCAGUAUGCUGGUUAAAAUCUAUCUCAGCAGCUGAAUGCCCAGGCAACUAAACUACAGGUACUUCUAGAUGCUACAUCUCUAAGUGACUGUAUUGAGCUGUUGUUGCUGCUGAAUAUAUCUUUAGGACAAAAAUUGACUGUAUUGAGCUCUUAAGCUUUACUGUGUCAGGCUAUGAGCAAUACCAAGUGAAAAGUUACCAUGAAAAUAUAUACAUCUUAAGGUUAAUGAAAAUCUAGAAGCUUAUUGUGUGUGUAGGUUGUUUGUAUGGAUUAUCCACGACCUGAACUCGAUAACGCAGUUAAUUACUUAGAAGCUGCUUACUUUUACUCAAUAUGUAAUAAACCUUUGAAUGUUGUCAUUUGCUGCUGCAGGUAACUAUUAGUAUUUCAUUCUUUCCUUUACUCUUCUUGUCUUUCUUUCUGACAUUUGAUUUACAUAUCUUGUUUUGCUUAUACUUGUGUAUCGUGUUUUACGUUUGUACCUGGGAAAUAUGAUCAUUUCAACAUGUUUAUAUUACUUGCAUUCAUUAUGGUUUAAUAUAUGACAUCGUACCUAGUGAUGACGAAGCUUUCUUAUGCUGGAUGGGGUACGAUGCAACAGAGAGUUUUUGUAAAGGAUAAGGAGGUUGAUUGCGAUGCAAUCUAGUUAUCGAGUAGCCCUGGUGAUCUCAAUUAUCCAUCUGUUAAGUUGAGUGUUAAAAAAUUCGAUUCUUUUUGAAAGAAAAAUUAUGUACAUUUUGAUUUAGAUGACGGUGUUGCUAUGUGUACCUCUCUCUCUUUGGGUUUAACAUUUUCUCUUGUGGAUUGUAACGUAGCUUGCAUCUAUGUAUGAAUACUGCCACUUAACUAGCACUUCCCCUUUAGUAGCCUUUGUUGCCGGGCUAUAAAAUUUGGUAUCAACUUUUCUGUGUUCUUCCUCACUAUUUAAGUCAAAUGUUACCAACUGAGUAUCAAGGUUUCAUCUCAUGUCAUUAGUUUUAUGAACACAACGGAAACUUUGACACCAGAAUUACCAAACCUCAACUAUGAUAAACGCCUUAUUUCUUUCUUGAUUGUCAUCAGUUGUCCAUGGAAACUGAACCGCAAAGCUCAGUUAAUACAAUUUGCUGAUGUUGUUGGCUGUUUUGUACAUAUUGAGCACACUGCAGAAAAUAGAUUUCUACUCAAGUUUCUAGAUUGAUGUCUUUGUAUGUACAUGUACUGCCAGUAACCGCCUUUCGGCUCUUCACUGUAUGUGCAUGUUCAAUCCAGAUGCACUGUUUACUCCAUUUCUCCAUUUCUGCAUUUGCCAUAUCUAAUACUUAUGCAUUGUAUUUGGGUUGCAGGAUUUUCGCAUAAGCAGAGGAGUGGAACUCGCCAUGCAUUGAGAUUAGAUAUUAACUUACAAGUAGGAGUUUCUUAUAUUGGGUCUUCUCUUCUGAAACUAAACUAAGUUAAGAGUCUUGAUUGAAAUCUAGAGUAAAUGUGGCACAAGUGAUAAAAUGUUGUCGUUUCCUUCCCUUUAUUUUGUAAAAUGUCUUGAAUGUUUAAACAUAUAUCCUUGAACAUAUGAAUAUCAAUAUAAGUGGUGCGAAAUUUGUUUGGUUGA
This is a messenger RNA of Papaver somniferum (opium poppy), 5038 nucleotides long. RefSeq names its product zinc finger MYM-type protein 1-like. The transcript has 3 exons. Lineage: Eukaryota; Viridiplantae; Streptophyta; Magnoliopsida; Ranunculales; Papaveraceae. The coding region runs from base 1298 to 2266 and encodes 322 amino acids. The record is from RefSeq and is a predicted model, not a curated record.